AUGCUCGACGACAGCCUCCCCACGUUUCGCUUCCAAGCCUCGUCCAACAACCCGCUGCACACGCUCCUCUACUUUACGCACAACGGCUCCGAGCCCUCCGCCGAAUACCUGCUGAAGCGGCCCGCCGCGAGCGACGCCAAGAACCAGUACGCGCUGGGCCUGGUCGACGUGCACUAUGCCUCGGUCAUCUACGGCGAGGUGCUGAUCCGGCCGCAGUGGACGCAGCCGUCGCUGUCGGCGGCGGAGCUGCGCGCUCAGGGCGGCGUGUCUACGGUCGUGCCCCUGACGCCCGACGUGCUCCCCGUCUCGCUGUACAACCCGGACCAGACGAUACCCCUCAAGCUGCAGAGGAGCAGCUUCAAGACGGACUCGUGGGAGUUUGAGCUGCCUGAGCAGACUUUCAAGCGCCCGAGCGCCUCGCAGAUUGACCAGGACGGCGCCUCGGCGGGCAUCGCGGAGCUGACGCCGACGGUGCUUUUCCGCUGGAAGAGGGACUCGAGGCUGAGCAAGGACAUGACGUGUUAUAUGACAGGCCGCUGCCUCGGCGGCAAGAAGAGCAAAGAGCCCGAUAUUACCGUCGCCAUGUACCACGCAUCAAAGCACGAGAGCACCGUGGUGAUAUACGAACCCAACAUGGCGCGUGUCGAGGUCGAGGACCGCAAGGGGCUCGAGGUGGUGCUGCUACUCAGCGCCGAGGUCAUUCGCGACUUGUACCUGAUGCCCAAGCAGAACCCCUUUAACACGUCUGGCGCCCCGGUGCCUGUCGGUUCCGCAGAAAGUAGGACUGCGUCCACACCGCCGCCACCGUCAUCAUCAUCAGGGCCGUCGCCGUCAUCAGGAGGCAGAGGUCGUCCGCCUGCGCAGCUAGCAUACGCAUCUGGCGCUCUCGGCGAUAGUUCUCCACCACCACCACCGAGCCGACCCCGUCCGGGCUCUUCGUCGUCGUCGCCGGCUGGCCGCGACCCGCAGCAGCAGGCAGCCAUUGACGCCGAGACGAAGCGGCUGCAGGCCAUGGUUGCUGAGGAGGAGCGCGCCUCGCGGGAGCGCGAACGCCGCGACCAGGAGGAGCAGCGACGCAUCCAGGCCAUGCUGGCGCGCGAGGACGAGGACCGUCGCCGCCGCGAGCAGGCCGCCAUCGACGAGGAGACGGACCGUCUGCGGAAGCAGUACGGUCUGCCGGCGGAUACGCCCGCGUUGCCGCCGCGACCAAGCAGCACAGGGCCGUCGGGGCAAAGCAGCUAUUUCCAGCCGACGCAGCCGUCGCAGCAGCAGCAGCACGGCCGGGCGUUCAAGUUGGGUAAUGCGCUGGGAUCGCUGCUGCAUGGAAAGGACGACAAGGAACACAAGGUGAACAAGAAGCGCAGCGUACAUUUUUAG
Messenger RNA from Beauveria bassiana ARSEF 2860, 1377 nucleotides. RefSeq lists its product as uncharacterized. The coding region runs from base 1 to 1377 and encodes 458 amino acids. NCBI's taxonomy places the organism in Eukaryota, Fungi, Ascomycota, Sordariomycetes, Hypocreales, Cordycipitaceae. The transcript has a single exon. The record is from RefSeq and is a predicted model, not a curated record.